GGGAAUAGAUCAUUAUUGUCUAUGGAAUAUCUCCGACGAUGACAUGAGCACACUCGAGUGUUCUUAGUCGAAAAUUUACUUAUUUUGCGAUUAACGCAAGUAAGUAAUGUUUUAUUUCAUGUACACUGCUCUCCUUUUAGUACCCUUAGUGAAGCCUACUUUCAGUACUGGAGUCUUUCACAGUCCUGGUAUGUUUUUCAACGCCCUCCAUAGGGAGAAAAGAUAUGUCACGUACCCUACUGGAACAGCUAUUGGGUUGUACGUGGCUAUUGCGCUUCCUGUCGAUGUACCUGAAGAAAAUUUGUAUUUUUCGUUAAAUUUCGAAGCAAAUUACAAUUUACCGGAUAAUAUCACCCAAUAUUAUAAUUCCGAUAUUGCCAGAGUAUUUCAUAGUAUUACCAGAAGGUCUACUUAUGAUUUGGUGCAAGAUCACCUGACGAGACAAGGAUAUGAUGGCAAAGAAUGUCUACUUCUAAUGAUCUGCGAAAUAUCCAAACACGAGAUCGCCAAUCGAAAUUUAAUCGAUGACAUAAUUCACGUAAUAAUGCGACCUUCAAGCACAAGAAAUGAAAGCUUACCUGAAAAUUAUUAUCGAGCUGAAAAAUUAGGAUUCGAUGGAUACAACUGUUUCGAAGAAUAUCCAAAAUGCGAUUCUAAUAUUUUAGAUUUCAUCAGUUUGUUGCAGUAGAAUCGAUGCAGCGUAUUAAGUAAGCCCAUACGUAUUUAUUUAUCUGCGUUACUAUGGUUUCUCCACGUUCAAUUUCUGUAUUUUCAAAAUUACACUUGAUGAGGAUAAGAUUGUAAAACAUUAUACGAUGAUUAUUUA
Molecule: messenger RNA, 826 nt
Organism: Planococcus citri (citrus mealybug)
Lineage: Eukaryota; Metazoa; Arthropoda; Insecta; Hemiptera; Pseudococcidae
Exons: 4
Coding region: 107-688 (193 amino acids)
Source: RefSeq, a predicted model, not a curated record